UCCGUUUUCUUGUCAGGCCAGUUUCCGGGCCCGCCAUGAUGUUCAGAAGACAACGAGGAGCAACGGAAAGACCGUCGAAAUGGAUUUUAUGGAUUUAAACACCGACAAUUAUAGUUUGGAAGGAGAUAAUUACCGUCGUUUUGGAAAAGAGCUUAAGCUAACUGGUUAUUAAAGUGGUUAAUUCCAGUGGCCAUUUGCUAACCAGUUAGCUCGCUACCCAAGUACUGUAAGCUAACGUUAGCUGCGGCUAUUGUUUUUGUUUUGAGUGGUAGGUACACAGACCCAAGGCCGCAGAUUUCCUUGUUUCAUAAUUUCAUCGUAGGUCAUACAAGGAUGAACAUCCUUGCUGUGUGGACUGCAACUCCGAAAAGGAUCGUUUGAGGACUUAUUUUUGGACGUUUUGAUUUCAGUUUCCGGACCCGAUAGAAGAUUUUGGACUGCGCCGUUUACGGGCGGAAGAGCGAAGCUUGCGGCCUCGCAUGGACUCCUAACCGCGAACUCGGGUGCCUCGCAGGCUCUCUGUGCCUCGCUGCUUUCAGCAGCUACAAGGCCCGGUUUUCGCGAGAGACUCCACCGACUGUAUUAACCGUGAAAACCGUAAUGGACACCUUCUGGAACUGUACUUUUCUUGUGGUUUUACCGGACUCUUAACGAACUGACCGGGUUAUAGACGCUUUUGUCCCAGCCUUUCACUACUAGUAGCUUGGGUGUCUUUGUGACGUAUACAGCUACAAGGACUAUCUGUGAAUACUUCCUCGUAGUUCAUUGACUGUUUUCCCUUCGAUAUUAUCAACUUGUGAAAUAGAUGGUUGACUCUGACCGUCAGAUCUUAGACUAAAACUGAUAGCUUUCCCUUCAGUCUCAAGAGUAUAUCUAGUACUGGUUAUUGUUAUUCUUAACUAACUUGUUUGUUUCCCCCCCCUGUCUUGAGUUUGAUUUAAGUGAUAGUUGUGAGAAUGUCGUGUGUUCAUUAUAAGUUCUCGUCCAAACUGGACUACAACACCGUGACCUUCGACGGGCUGCACAUCACCCUGGCCGAGCUCAAACGGCAGAUCAUGGGCAGAGAGCGCCUCAAAGCCACCGACUGUGACCUACAGAUCACCAACGCACAGACCCGUGAAGAGUACACUGAUGAGGAGGUCCACAUCCCCAAACACUCAUCAGUGAUCGUCAGACGCACCCCCAUCGGAGGGGUCAAACCCGCGGGCAGAACGUUCAUUGUUGACCGUUCUGACAUGGCUGCCGGAUCCUCCAGACCCACCGACUCUUCACCGUCCGUGUCUCUGGCCCAGCUCUCUAAGACUGCCAACCUAGCGGAGGCCAACGCAUCAGAGGAUGACAAGAUCAGAGCCAUGAUGUCACAGUCCAACAGCGAAUACGACCCCAUACAUUACUCUAAGAAGGCCAUCGGACCCCCUCCUGCACAUUACACCUGCUAUCGCUGUGGCAAGAACGGACACUACAUCAAACACUGCCCCUUGCAGCUGGAUAAGAGUGUGGAGGCUCCUAAGCCAGUCAGGACCAGUAAGGGGAUCCCUCAGAGCUUUAUGGUGAAGGCUGAACCAGGAACUAAAGGAGCCAUGUUGACCAGCACUGGAGAAUACGCUAUCCCUGCUAUAGACGCGGAGGCCUAUGCUCUGGGGAAGAAAGAGCGCCCCCCCUUUGUUCCACGUGAAGCGUCAUCGUCUGAAGAUGAGGCUGAUCCAAUCCCUGAUGAGCUGCUCUGCCCCAUCUGUAAUGACCUGAUGAAUGAUGCUGUGGUCAUACCUUGCUGUGGGAACUCCUACUGCGACGACUGUAUCAGGACCAAUCUGCUGGACUCAGAGGAACACACCUGUUUUACCUGCAAACAGUCUGACGUCUCACCUGACGCUCUCAUCGCUAACAAGUUCCUACGACAGGCAGUGAAUAACUUUAAGAAUGAGUCUGGUUACACCAAACAGCCACGAAACAAAACCCUGCACCAGUCUGCCCCACCCCCAGCACGGCCUCAGCCAUUCAGAACCCUCGGCUCGAGACAGCAGGACCCGCUAUUGGCCAACGCUCGCCAGCAGGACCCGCUUUUGGCCAACGCUCGCCAGCAGGACCCGCUAUUGGCCAACGCUCGCCAGCAGGACCCGCUAUUGGCCAACGUUCGCCAGCAGGACCCGCUAUUGGCCAACGCUCGCCAGCAGGACCCGCUAUUGGUUAACACCUCUCGACCCCCAGUCUCCCUCACCCCUCCUUCUGUCACCCUGACACAAGCCCCGCCCAUUCAGACCCCACCGAUUGGACCACCUGAGGUGUCAAUCACUCCUGACCCCGCCCCUGAACCACACCGGGCGGAGCCACAGCACUUGGCCAAACAGAACGAGCCACCGCCGCCGGGUGAGAUGGAAGCGGGGCCUUACAUGAUGUCCGAGCCACCAAUCAGAUCAGCCGACAGCGGACCUCAGGGCUACCACAUGCCUCUGAUUGGUCACCCUCCGCCCCUAAGGCCCUCCCACCCAUCAGGUCCACCUCCGCAGCCCUCCCAUUCCCACAGAGGAGGACCCAGACCACCCUGGGACAGACCCUACAGACCUCUUUCUGACCACGUUCCCCCCCCUCGCCACCCCCCUCCUUCCGCCCCGGGCCCAGGCCCUCCCCUCUACCCCGGCCCUAACCUCUACCACCCACCACCCCACUCCGUCCCGCCCCAAUGCCUCCGGGGGUUAAUGCCCCCUGGGUGCCCCCCCAACACCCAGCCUCACUCGCUGGGCCCCCCGCCCCUCCUACCCCCCGGACCACCCCUCUCCAAGGAGGACUUCUACAGACAGAGGAGACUCAGACAGGACCAGGUAACGUCCAAGCUGGAUGAGUUCACUAAAGACUUUGCCAAAGAGCUGAUGGAAUACAGACCUGCCCCCAAGAGACUGAGACGAUCCUACUCCAGGUCUCGUUCCUACAGCCGUUCUCCGUUCAGUCGUUCCCCCUACUCCCGAUCCCGUUCUCCCCGCUCUCGCUCCAGGUCUUACUCCUACACCACCAGCCGCUCCCGCUCUCGCUCCAGGUCUUACGGACGCUCCCCCUUCUCCAGACGCAACGGAGGCCGGGGAGGACGCAGCCGCUCCUACGGCCGCUCGCCGCGCUCCCGCUCACGCUCCCGUUCCUACGGCUACCGCCGCUCCGGCUCUCCACGCUCCCCUCCGCCUUACCGAGGUGGUGGUGGUGGGGGCUGGGAGGGAGGAGACGGAGCUGAAGGAGGAGGGGGGUAUCGGCCCCGGUCUCGCUCCCCGGGGGGCUACAGGAGGAGCAGGAGUCCAGGAGGGGUCAGAGGUCACCAUAAGCCCCCCCCUCGGGAGCCCCCCCCCUACGACCCUAAAGGCGAUCCUGACCUGUCUCCUGGGGGCAGGGAGCGCUGGGAGAGAGACAGCUACAGACAGUGGGAGAGGGAGUACAGAGACUGGUACAACAAGUACUACAAAGACUACAGUACCCAGCAUGCCUCAGCGCACCACCGUGGUGGCCGGGGCAGCAGAGAGAGGGACCGCCUCACCCCUCCACCCAGAGACUACUCCCCCCAGGGGCGGGUGAGGAGGGGUGAGAGAGGGGGGCCUCCAGGACCCCACAGGACUCACUACGCCCCCCCCUCUCUACCCUCCGCCUCCGUCAGGGGGGAUGGAAACAAGGAGCGCACAAAGGGAGGCGCUAGUAAAGAGCGCACGCUGGGGGGGGGAACCAAAACGUCAGAGGGCGGAAAUAAAACUCUGAAAGCGAAGAAACUGAAGAAGAAGAAGAACGGGGAGGAGCUGGAUUCAGCCAACCAAUCACUGGACAGGGGCGACGCCACACCCGUCAGGGACGAGCCAAUGGAUGACCUCCACACCCUGACCCCUAGCAAAGCCCCACCCACCUCCACUAAGGUCUCGACCAACAAGGCAGCGCUGCUGUCUGGUAAAACCCCUCCCACCUCGUCCAGCAAGGGCCAACCAGAGAAGAGCAGGAAGGAGAAGGGGGGGAAGGGGAAAGUGAAGACGGAGGGGAAGGUUAAGAGAAAGACAGGAGGAGAGGCGACGAUCACAGCCUCUAAGAACAAAGAGUCUUCAGCCACUAAACCAACCAAAGCAUCUAAGGUCAAACCAGACGAGCCAAUCAAGAGAGAGAAGGGGCGGAGCACCACCACUGUUAGAGGAGGUGUGGCUAAACUGCCCCCGCCCCGCACCCUCCCCCCUCACCCCCACGACCUCCCUAAACACCUGGGCGACGCCCGAGGGGGGAGGAGAGAUCCCAUUCAGAGUGUCGGGGUACGACCCCCUGGUCGCCCCCUCCAGCCUGCACCCCCCUCCCCAGCAGAGAAGAGGAGGAGAGUGGAGGAGAGGGAGAGGGAGAGGGGGAUGGACAGGGGGAUGGGGGGCCCCCCAGCUAAGCUCCGACGUGCCGAGGGUCUGUACCCCCAGAGAGGACUUCCAGCCAAGCCUCCCCUCCUCCUGAACCUGGCAUGCAGAGAGACGGGUAGAGGAGAGGGCCUGCUCCCCAUCCCUGGUACCUCACAGACAGGGAGGCUGGACCGUUUCCAUCCUAUCUCCAUCUCCAUCCCCGGGCCUGGCUCCUCCAUGGACCCAGGGAGAGAGGGGAGAGGCGACGGGCUGCUGCCCACACCGGGGAGCUCUGAGGCAGGCAGAAGAGAGAGCGACAGGGGGUCUAUCUGGCCUCUCAUGGGUCUGCAGGUGAAACCCUUCCCCCAGAGGAGAAUCAAACUGAACAGAGACCUGGGGAGGAGCAGUAGUACGGUCCGGACGGAGGAGAGACCUGCUACUAAUCUCACCACUACUACCACUGGUACUACUGGAGAGAGACCUGCUAGUCCUGAGAGAGGAGGAGGAGGAGGAGGGACGGAGAGAGUGGAGCGGAGGUCAUCUGGCGAGAGGUCAGAGGUCAGGUCUGUUAGGUCAGAGAGGCCGUCGUCAGGGGAACGUUUGCCGGAGAGAGGAGGAGGAGGAGGAGGAAGGUCAGUCUCUCUGGACCGCAUGACCAUCGCGGAGCGCUCGGCCAUCGCUAAGAAACCUGACGUCGCCAGGGAGAGGACACCGCCCACCGAGAGAGAGAGACCGGCUGAGAGCUCCAAGGAGAGAGAGAGACCAGCAUCAGCCAAGACAGAGAAGUCCUCAUCAUCCAGGGAACAGAAAGGAGAGAAGACCACGUCCUCGUCCUCCGUAGACAGACCUGCCUCUACAGGAGAGAGAGCGCCAGGGACCCAGAGAGAGACCGGAGCUGAAGACAGGGCAGCAGCGGCGGUGGUGAAGGAGGGUUCUGGUUCUGGGAAGAUCAGAAAGAUCAGUAGAAAGAUACUGGCUGACGCUGGUUCUGAGCCCACGGUCCACCACUCAUCAGACCACUCUAUCACUUCAACUGGAUCUGUGUGUUCCAUUAGCAGCAGGGCUGUAGAGGAGAGGUCUGAGCCGGGCCAGAGCCAGGGUGCUGUGUCUGUACCCCGGGACCUCCAGACCCAGAGGAGACCCAGUCCCGUCCAGUUCCCCAGCCCAGGCAGGGAGAGGGAGCGUGGGACCGGAGGCGUCCUCAUCCAGCCUCCACCCCGGUCCAAGUGGGAGAGAGAGGAGGAGGAGGAAGAGGAGGAGCAGCAGCGCUCUGGGUCCAGGGAGAACGGGGCGUUGGCGGUUUCCUCCUCCGGGCCCAGAGACGCUCUGAGGGAAGCCUCACCAGUGCCACCUAGAGGCCAAGGCAGGGAGGUGCAGGGUAGUAGCUCGAAAACAGCCAAUCCAGAGGGGAAGAGAGCGAAGGAGGAGGGGAAGAGAGGGAAGGAGGAGGGGAAGAGAGGGAAGGAGGAGGGGAAGAGGAGGAGGGAGGAAGCCAGAGGGCUCAAAGAGGGGCAGGUGAACUUUAGUAAACCAGCUAAGACUGACUCCAGAGGGGUGAAGGAGGAGGGAAGAGGAAGGGGAGGGAGGGACGAGAGUCGAGGGGCGGGGCCAGAGCCAAGGCGCCAGCGUCUGUGUUCUGACCUCGGCAGAGAGACGGACGAGGCGGCCUUCGUCCCCGACUACAGCGAAGGGGAGGGGUCAGACGGAGAGAGGGGCAGUGGCCUGAGCCGUAGCCCCUCCCACAACACCCAGAGCCCCGCCUCCCAGAGCCCCGGCGGCUCCCCUAGCAACCACAGCGGCUCCACGGCAACGGAGAAGAAGAAGAAGAAACACAAGAAACACAAAAAACACAAGAAGCACAAGAAGCAUUCUGCCGACGCUGAGCCUCCCGCCACAGGAAGGAAGGAGCACAAACACAAGAACAAGAAGAAGAAACACAGGAAGAAUAAAGAGAAGGAGGGAGGAGAAGGGGGAGGAGGAGGGGGAGGAGGGGGAGAGGCAGGGGAGAAGACUGAGCAGGAGUCUGCCACCAUCUGAGACCCUGCUAGCUCAGGAUAGCUAAUGGUUAGUUUUCAACCUGAGUUUUCUAGUUCACGCUAGCUCCGUUAGCAUCUAGCUAAAGGCUACAACUGAGACUGCUAGUUCACGCUAGCUCCGUUAGCAUCUAGCUAACGGCUACAACUGAGACUGCUAGGUCACGCUAGCUCCGUUAGCAUUUAGCUAACGGCUACAACUGAGACUGCUAAGUCACGCUAGCUCCGUUAGCAUCUAGCUGUUGCUUACAACCUUGAGUUUGCUAGCUUAUGCUAGCUCUUUUAGCAUUUAGCUAAAAGUUACAACUGGACUUGUCCUUCUUGGGGGGGAUACUUUAUGUCACAUUCUUUUUAAAUACUUAAGCUGAGCUGGAUAUAGUUGAUGUAUAAUGGAAUCACUGGAAUAAGUGGAGCUCAUCUCAGAUAUUUGUAAAGUAUUUGACGUAUUUGUGACCCCCAAGGUGAGAACUGUAAAAUAAAGAUUCUCCUCUGUUUUCUGUUUAAUGUGAUGCAAUUUUUUUUCCUGUGUCUAUGAUGCAGGUUCUCUGUGAAUGUGUUUUUUUUUUUGUACAGAGAUGACACUGCAGUAUUUUCUAUUACCCCUUUUGAUCAAUGGGCUAUAAAAGGUGUCUGAAACUCUCCAAAUGGCACCCUGUUCCCUAUAUAGUGCACAACUUCUGACCAGAGCCUUGAGUCAUAAGGGACCCUAGUCUUAUAGGGCCUCGGCUCAUAGGACUCUGGUCAAACGUAGUGCACUGUAUAUAGGGAACAGGGUGCCGUUUAGGACAGUUCCCUGAUGAAUAAGGAGGUUAAUCUCAUCAUGUUCAUAUGAACUGAUCUGAGGUCAGGCUAACUGAAUAGUUGAAUAGGAGGUUAAUCUCAUCAUGUUCAUAUGAACUGAUCUGAGGUCAGGCUAACUGAAUAGUGACUACUGGAAGUUACUGUUAAACUUUGUUUUAAAUUAAAAUGUUUUUUCCCCCUUAAA
Messenger RNA from Coregonus clupeaformis (lake whitefish), 7355 nucleotides. Its product is annotated as E3 ubiquitin-protein ligase RBBP6. Gene Ontology annotation, molecular function: zinc ion binding; ubiquitin protein ligase activity; nucleic acid binding. The coding region runs from base 957 to 6374 and encodes 1805 amino acids. The record is from RefSeq and is a predicted model, not a curated record. NCBI's taxonomy places the organism in Eukaryota, Metazoa, Chordata, Actinopteri, Salmoniformes, Salmonidae. Gene Ontology annotation, biological process: protein ubiquitination; mRNA processing; ubiquitin-dependent protein catabolic process. The transcript is spliced from 18 exons. Gene Ontology annotation, cellular component: nucleus.